AUGGCUCUCCUGGUCGUCCCGCUGCUUCUGCACACGGGGCUGGUUCUGGGCUCGAACUACGGCUAUGUGGAGUGGUCGGACGGCGACCGAGACGAGAAGAGCCCGCCGGUCCUCAGCACCCAAAACACCAACAGGGAGCCGCCCCACCACCCGACCUACUACCCGGUGCCAACCACCGAGCGCGCCGUGGUGGCGCACAAAAUCGAGGAGGACCUGCCGAGGGUGGUGACCGCUUUCCUGCACACCGGGGACUCCUCCGCGCUGAGGCACGUCAACUGCUCCCGGAGGUACGAGCUGAGCAGCCUGCGAGGCGGCCUGCACGUCGCCUCCCACUACUCCCUGCACAGCAUCCUGGACACGGUAGCGCACGCCACAAACUUCCUGAACAUGAUCCUGCAGGCCAACAGGUCCCGGGAGCACACCCUGCACCGGGACAUCCACUGGUACCACGCGCUGGUCCAGAGCAUCCUCGAGGGGGACCCCAAAAUCCACAGGGCGGUGGUGACCUUCCACGCGGACGCGCUGACGCCGGGCCCCCAGGUUUUCCUCCAGGCGACCAGAACCGAGAAAGAGGUGGUGCUGCAGGACCUGUCCAGCUCCGCGCACCGCCACCUGAAGGGCAGGACCCCGGAGUCCGACUGGUUCAACGAGUUCAGGGACGGCAGGAGACCACACGUGCACAGAAGGGUCAUGGAGGCGCCGGGCACCAAGGGUGGGAGUUACCUGCUGGACAAGAACCAGAUCAAGUGGUCCGCCCCGUACCUGGAGUGUGAGCACGGCGCGUUCGUGCCGCACUGGCUGCUCACCCUGUCCGCCGGCUUCUACGGACUGAAGAGCAACUCUGCCCCAGAGUUCAGGGGCGUGGUUCGCGUGGACGUGAACCUGCAGGACGUGGACAUCGACCAGUGCUCCACCAGUGGCUGGUUCGCUGGGACGCACCGCUGUAAUCUAACCAGCAUGGAAUGCACUCCCAUCGUCGGCCACGGAUUUGUGCUGGACAAGUACAAGUGCCAGUGCAGGAGAGGAUUCUACCAUCCGAGCCGAGUGGCGCUCAAUGGCUUUAAAAGUAAGGAGAAGGGCUCCAACAGAGACGAGACCUCUGACGUGUCCAGUAAGUGCCUGCCGUGUCGCGAGGGCUGCCCCUACUGCCGGGACGACACGCCCUGCCUGAUACAGGAGGACGGCGCUCUGCGGCUCGCUGUGGCCUCCUUCCAGGGUCUGUGCAUGGUGCUGGACCUGGGCAGCAUGGUGGUGGUCUACCACUUCAGGAGGAACAAGAGCAUCCGUACAUCUGGUCUCAUCCUUCUGGAAGCCAUCUUGUGCGGGGCGCUGCUGCUCUACUUCCCGGUGAUGAUCCUGUAUUUCCACCCCAGCGUGUUUCGAUGUGUGCUCCUGCGGUGGGUUCGCCUCCUGGGUUUUGCCGUCAUGUACGGCACCAUCAUCCUCAAGCUGUACAGGGUGUUGAAGGUGUUCCUGUCCCGCACGGCCCAGAGGACGCCUUACAUGACCAGCUGGCGCGUCCUGCGGCUGCUGGCGGUGAUUCUGCUGGUGGUGCUGUGGUUCCUGGUGGCCUGGACCUCCGCUGUGUGCCAGAGCCCUGAGCUGAGUCAGGCCCUGAUCUCAGCGGGACUCACCCCGGAGGGACUGCAGUUCAGCAUGUGCCUGCUGGACCGAUGGGACUACAUGAUGGCCGUUGCGGAGUUCCUGUUCCUGCUGUGGGGCGUGUACCUCUGCUACGCCGUACGCACCGUUCCCUCGGCUUUCCACGAGCCGCGCUACAUGGCCGUGGCCAUCUACAAUGAGCUCCUCAUAUCAGCCAUCUUCCACAUCAUCAGGUUCUCUCUGGUGCCGGGGCUUCACCCCGACUGGAUGCUCAUGUUGUUCUUCGCUCACACUCAUCUGACGGUGACUGUGACUCUGGGCCUGCUGCUCAUCCCGAAGUUCCUGUCCAAAGGGACACAGGCCAGGGACGAUAUUGCCACCGAGGCCUACGAGGAGGAGCUGGACAUGGGAAGAUCUGGCUCUUACCUCAACAACAGCAUUACUUCAGCCUGGAGCGAGCACAGCUUGGACCCUGAGGACAUACGGGAUGAAUUGAAGAAGCUGUACGCCCAGUUGGAAGUCUAUAAACGGAAGAAGAUGCUCGCCAACAACCCGCACCUGCAAAAGAAGCGCAAUUCCAAGAAAGGUCUCGGCCGCUCCCUGAUGAAACGGAUAACAGAGAUCCCGGAGACCAUGCACUUGCACCGGCAGUGCAGCCGCGAGGACGGCAGCGAACACGGCAGCAACCGCAGCACCUUGAGGAGGAACCCGUUUGAAGCCAGCCACCACGGCAAACCUCGGGAUGACUCUCUGAAGAACAAAGUCAUGGGCUUGAAGAAAUCACUCAGCUACGACCACGUUUGUGACCAGGACGAGGAAACUGGAAGCCAGACUGGCUCGACUGCAGGAGACAAAAUGACUCCCGUUAGAGAAGGCGGGGAAGGAUCGCUUCUGGGUUCCCUGAUUGGCCGCAAACACGCUAAGAAGCAGCUGGAACCAGCCGCGACCCCUCCGAGACUGGAACCGGCCGAGUCCACCGAGUCCGUCCCACUGUUCUGGAAGUCGGCGAGCGCUCACAACCUAACGCAUGAGAAGAAACCAGUCCACCUGCGGACCUCCAUCAUGCAGAAGUCUCUGAGCGUGAUCGCGAGUGCCAAGGAGAAGAUGCCGGGCCUGACCAACAAGACGCAAAGUGUGGAGGAUGCCAGUAAGAAGGGUGUAAAGGGGCAGGAGGAGAGGAUGCUAUCUGAGGUGGAUGAGACUCCUGAGCACUACCCCAAGAUGAUCAUCAGCCAGUCAGUGGAGUACUCCAAGUCUCCCUUGAAGAUGGGCAUCAUGAAACAACAGGUAAGCGGAAGCCAGCCUUCCAUUUGCUCCGAAACCGGCAGGAACCUCUACGAUGUGUCCGAGGUUUGUCCCUGGGAGCUGGAAGAACCUCAGACUCCGUCUGAAGGAAAGACCCAGAAACAUGUUUCCAUCGCUCCUGGAGAAACCACCAGCGGCCGCAGAGGCAGCAGCAGCUCUGGAAUCAGCAAAGGGAGCCGCUCCCACCAGAGGCAGAAAGCAGGCCAGUCGCCCUCCAACAGACGACGCUCCAAAGAUAAAGGAGGAGAGAGGGAGGACGGAAGGGAAACGCGGAAAUCUCGGCCACCCAGGUCACCUCUCCCUCUCAAGCCGGACGUCUGCCCCUGGGAGUUUGACGAGCAGCCCAUGCUGGCGGGAGAUUCAGAUUCCAUCUCCCCAGACCGGAUCAGGCGUAAGAAAAGCGUCACGCCAACUGACGGCAAACCCAAGGGGCUCCACUCGGACUACUCCAAGUCCACGGGGAGCCUUUUGCAGCCUCCCUCCCUGAUGGUAGAGAUCUGCCCGUGGGAUUACAGUGGCCCGCCCUCACCGAAGCAGGAGAAGCAGACGUGCAACAGCCCCACCACGCACAAGAAGAAACGGAAAGGCUCCAGCUCAUCCAACUACAAGGCCGAGAGGGAGAAAGCAAGGGAGAAAAGCAGGGAGAGGAGGAGCUCCUCCAGCAAGCCGCAGUCGGAGAGGAGGCGGACCAGCCAGUCGUCGGAGUGCGGCGGGCCGGUUUCUGAGCGCCGGAGGAGCUCCACCAGAGACCCAGAGGCCAUGGAGAACAGGAGGGGGGGCGAGCCCUCACACACCAGCUUUGCUCAGACUAAAAAAUCACCAGAGAAGAAGAAGGGGAGCUCACUGAGUUCCAGUCACAAACCGGCGGUCACGGCAGAUGUUUGCCCCUGGGACUUCCAGGAGCAAGACUCCGGGGGGAGGGCAUGAUGACCGGUGUGAUGAUGGUACUUUUUUUUUGUAUUCACAGAGGACACACUGAUAAAGACAGAACACUGCAGUUGACGAGGACGCUUUUCUCUGGGUGACCCGAGACGCAAGAGAACAUUUAUUCUGCUGUCCAUCGACGCAAACCCAAACAUUUGCUAAAACAGCAAAGUUCUCGUCGUUACAUUGCAUUGAAUGCAACCUUGAAGUCACUUUAAAGGAGUUUUUUUCAGUCCGCACUUUUGCUUGCAAAUUUUGUCAAAGUUACAUCGUAGGUACGUUCUAUCACACUGAUUACAUGUUGAGAAAAGUAAUCAUAUGUAUAUUUACUGACGGAUCCAGACAAUCAUGAGUCACACAGUAAAUGCUUCACCGAAUGAGUUUAUCGAAUCCAGACGAAUGUUUUACUUUGUUGCACUGAUGAUAUUCUACGUUACGCGGUAAGUCAGUGGAGACUGACUGUAUAAGAUGCUGAUGAUGAAAAGAAGCAGGCAGCGUGGGGGGGGGAAUAAAAGGACUGUAGGGAAAAAUGAGUUUUCAGCUCUGAGAAGCAGGACCAAAGCCCCAGACGCAGCUGUGAUGUCAUAACUUGAGGCCAAAUGCAUAAUUCAUAAUACGAUCUGUUUGAUUAGUGGAACACAGGAGGAACAAAGGAGUGUAGUAUGGCUUCAUUUCAAAACGAGAAAAAAAAAACGUAUCUUUCAGUAACGCCGCUUAAUAUACAGUGUGUAUUUUUCUAAAAAAAAAAAAUCAUUGCAUGUGGUAAACUGUCAAGCAUCCAAUAACUGAAUGUUUAUUGGUUAACUUGUACUCAAAUAUGGAACUUUUGAUGUUGUUGCUUCAGGUAUUCGUCUCCUUACGUACCACAUGCUUCUUGAAAUGACGCGCGUCGCCAUCAGUGACGCACACACCUAUUCAGACGGCUCACAGUUGAGCAGUGCUGAAAUAUCCACGAGGCUCUCCUUUCUGUUGAUAUUCAGUUACUGUUUACUCCAUAUUUCUCGCCCUGGACGUCCCUUCUCAGAGGCUGUAGUAUUUCCAUGUCUAAAAAGAAGAAAAAAAAUGUGCUGGAGGACCAAAAGCAAACCUGACUAGGGUGGAUGAUGUGAAUAAUGCAGUUUUUUUCUGUCACUUAGUUGCCCGUUUUACAUCAGCUUGAAUGCACCUUCCUUCAGAUCUUUGCACAUGUUCAAUCGCUAAAACCACGACUAUGCAUGAACGAAGUGGGGGUUUUUUUUGUUUGUUUGUUUGUUUGCCACUCUCUCGCUGACAGAAAGCGAGUCAUUGAAAAUUUGGACGUCGCAUCCGGCGAUCAGCCUCCCACCAUUGACACCUAACGCAGCGCAGUCCACGCCAAGCGCAGCGCGUCAGACAACGGUAGACAGUUCAGCUUCAUUGCGGCUGUGUGUGCAUGUCAGUGAAGAAUACAUUCACCAGAAGGCUUUAAAAAAAAAAAAAAGUGUAUAUCUUAUGAGAUACUUAAAGAGGACUUGGGAGCACAAAGGUUUUUCAAAACUAGAUGUCAGAUGUUGUCUUUUAUUUAUCAAGCAUUUUGAGGGAAGGACCUCCUGUGUAAAUAAUCUGUUUUGCCCAUUGAGCAUUCAGAGAGGUGCAUCCUCGAAGCGAAAGGCUUGAUAAAUAAACAUGACCCACCACUCUCUCUAACUCUCACAUGGUUUGUUUGUUUUUUCUAUCUGGUGGUUUAAGGCUGUUUGAAAUGGAAUGAUGUAACUUGCCCACUUCAUGUACUUUACGCUUGUUUUAUUGUACAGUGUUGCUCCAAGACGUUACAACAUGUUGUAGCAUCCACGUGGGAGUGUUUACAGUAUAUUGUACAUUCAUAUUGUGUUGCAUGUACAUAUAGUAAAUACCCUGUUCUCAACUCUGGAUUAAAUCUUUCUAUAAAGCCCCA
Messenger RNA from Acanthopagrus latus (yellowfin seabream), 5743 nucleotides. Its product is annotated as probable G-protein coupled receptor 158. Gene Ontology annotation, molecular function: G protein-coupled receptor activity. The transcript has 13 exons. NCBI's taxonomy places the organism in Eukaryota, Metazoa, Chordata, Actinopteri, Spariformes, Sparidae. Gene Ontology annotation, cellular component: membrane. The record is from RefSeq and is a predicted model, not a curated record. The coding region runs from base 1 to 3834 and encodes 1277 amino acids. Gene Ontology annotation, biological process: G protein-coupled receptor signaling pathway.